AGGAGCACCGGCAUGUCCAAUGGGCGCGCCUUUGGGUUGCGUCACAUGGGGACUCCGGCGCUUCAGGUCCGGAACCGAACCAGGUUGGUGUGGGCAGCGCUGCCCUUUUUGCUAACCCAAGCAAGUGCAUAUGAGGCGGGUCCUUCAUCUUUGAGCGUCUUGGAGGCGAGCUUGGUGAAACUGAAAAAGGAAUCUGCCGAGCUUCAUGAGCACGGGAGCGGUUUGAAAGAGGUGAAACCUCUGAAGUCACCAUCGAAUCCAGGUGCUGUUAACGCUGGAACGGAGAGCAACAUCGCACAGGUGAGAUCUCUAGAGGCUCGACUCAGCACGGAGAACCAGCGGCUGCGGCAGCAGUUGCAACGUAGUCCGAAGACCGAGGUGAGUCUGUUGACCUCUACGGGAGCCCAGGGUGACCAGAGCUUCGCACUUCUCGUCCGACUGCUGCUGUUGUUCGUGGUGGUCAACAGUGUUCUCUAUUUGCUUUGGAACAUGGAGGGUCCUACAGUCGAGAAGGUGAAGCGACGUGCAGCAGAGCCCCUGAUGAGGGCCAUGGGUAGAGGAACUUACGUUCAGAUCUCAGUGAUCAAAACUGGGGCAAGGUAG
Messenger RNA from Cladocopium goreaui, 603 nucleotides. Lineage: Eukaryota; Dinophyceae; Suessiales; Symbiodiniaceae. The record is from the annotation of a GenBank genome assembly.